Eucalyptus grandis is the source of this 488-nucleotide messenger RNA. RefSeq names its product heavy metal-associated isoprenylated plant protein 39. The transcript has 3 exons. Lineage: Eukaryota; Viridiplantae; Streptophyta; Magnoliopsida; Myrtales; Myrtaceae. Gene Ontology annotation, molecular function: metal ion binding. The record is from RefSeq and is a predicted model, not a curated record. The annotation marks the transcript as partial.
UGACUUGAUCUUUUUCGUCUCCCAAUUCAGUACUGGUCAAUGCUCUGUCCUUUGUUCUCCGCAUCGCGUCCUCCGAGAAACUUCUCCUUUUCACAAACUCCUCUCCUGCUUGCCACUCUAUAUAAAGCAUCGCCUUUCGUCUACCACGAUACGUGCACACACUCAGUUUUUACUUUGCUCUGAGUGUCCUUCGAGUGUUUUUAGCUUCCAAAUCAAAAGUUAGAGCAGACCCCAAUCUCAGUACUUGAAACCCAAGAGACAUGAAGAAGUUGGUGGUGAAAUUGGAUCUACAUGAUGACAGAGACCGGAGCAAGGCCAUGCGAGUAGUUUCUGGUUUUGAAGGGAUUGGGUCUCUAAGUAUGGACCCGAAGGACAGCAAACUAACGGUAUCUGGCGAUUUCGACCCAGUCAAGGUGGUGAACAAACUGAGGAAAUCUUGGCAUACAGAUAUCGUGAGUGUUGGACCAGCGAAGGAAGACGAUGGGAAG